AUGAGCUCCUACUUCAUCGUCAGGGAUUUGAUAGGUCCUCCGCGUCAUGGUGUCAAAAACGCCCUUUACAAGCCCUAUAGACAUAGGCUCAAGGCAAUGGCUAAAGACUCCUUCUGCAUUCUACAUUACAAUCCAGUUCUGAAGGUUAUAUACGACGAGGAUGAAGAGGAUGGUACACCUUGUCUUCUUAUGAUCUUCAAAAACGAGUUUGCCUUAUCUCUUGAUGAGGAAUUAUCGUUCCUAAAAUCGCGAAUCAGAAGGAGCCGGCAUCUUGGUUACUUCCGCAUUGAUGCGAUAGCGCCUCCGAGAAGAAACCUAAGGGGAAUCUUUGUGGAGCGUGAUAUCCGAUAUCAAGGCACGCCACCGGAAACUUUGGGUCGGUCGGAAGAAGAGUCAGAUUAG
Daldinia loculata is the source of this 402-nucleotide messenger RNA. RefSeq lists its product as uncharacterized. The coding region runs from base 1 to 402 and encodes 133 amino acids. The record is from RefSeq and is a predicted model, not a curated record. Lineage: Eukaryota; Fungi; Ascomycota; Sordariomycetes; Xylariales; Hypoxylaceae. The transcript has a single exon.